Anopheles stephensi (Asian malaria mosquito) is the source of this 4778-nucleotide messenger RNA. RefSeq names its product protein unc-13 homolog 4B-like. Lineage: Eukaryota; Metazoa; Arthropoda; Insecta; Diptera; Culicidae. The coding region runs from base 929 to 4483 and encodes 1184 amino acids. The record is from RefSeq and is a predicted model, not a curated record. The transcript has 11 exons.
UGAUCGAGUGGAGUGUGAAUGAGUUGGGAUCGUUCGAGCGAGUCAAGUUGCGAGUGCGAUCACGGAGCGAUUCGUUUGCGCACAGUCGUUUGAGAGCUUCCGUCAUGGAAGGCUGCAGCGCGUAACCCCGGGGUCUUGAAGCUGCGUACGUGCGGUUGAUCGAGUGGAGUGUGUGCGUACUGUGGUUGGUGCUGUUGUCCGAGAGUCUCAAAACCAAUGUACACAACCGGAUUCACCUAUAGGAAGCGAAGGAACGGAACAUAAGGAAACAGUAAAGCCGACACACGUAAUAAACAGGGUGGCUGAGUGAUUGUUGCUACGGGAAACGGCCACGAAUAACGCUCGAAAACGAAAGAGGUGCAAGAUUUAAAUCAUAGGAACCCUUUGGAAGUUUGAAGGUCACUCAGGUUUCUUCUGGCCAAGAGGACCAAUUCCGUUGGUUGAUGUGGUGGCUGGGCAGCUUUUCAAAACCAUCCGCCCAAGUGGGAUUUAUAUUUGAGUGUUGCGCUGUGUGUGUGUCUGUGUGAAUCGAGAAAAACAUGAGGGAAAUGGUACGUGGAAACGCAUAAAAAAGUACACAAGCAAGCUUCAUCUCUUCACAGGUCAAAGUGAAAGUGUGCAAAUAUCCGCAAAAACCGGCAAGAACAACCGGGCAAAACUGAAACGUCGGUACUUGCCCGUCGGUUGGCGUCGUGCAAAUCCCCCAAUAGUCUCGAUUACGUGAUUACGGGGGGCGAUCGCUGUGUGUCUCUGUAAAAAUAGGAAUUCACCACCAUUUAGCGAAAAACCGACCGUGUACCGGCUUUUCCCGCUUGCACCCGAGGGAGCCUGGUGGAAAACCUGAAGUCGUGCAUCGUGCAAAAGAAACACGGGCCUGAAACAAAAGAAAAUCACCCUCGGGGUUCUUUACUCACGCGGCAGCUUACAAAUGGUGGAAAUGUCAGUGCCAAAUGAUGGAGAUCGCCCGGCGAAGGAGUCGUUGCCGGGUGGUGCGGCGGUACCAGUGGGAACGGGGCUGCAAGAUGGGCGGCAGGGCCGACGGAAGCCAUUCUUCGAAAAGUUCGGCACACUGCUCAAGCAGCGAUCGGAUGCGUUCCUGCUGCACGUAAACAAUCCCGUACCACCGCACAGCGACGAGUCGUCGGAUCCGCUGGGUGCUGCGAACGGACCGGCCGCCAUUCUACACCCGGCAGGGAUUCAACCGAUCGUCGCCAACGGAGAUGUCUCACCGGCCAGGGCGGGCAAUGCUGAAAACUAUGUGGAGAUACUGUACGAGAAGGUGUUGCACGAAAUCAAACAGGGCAACAUCAUCGACCGACAAAAGAAGCUCACCCAAAAGAGUCUCUAUGCCUACAUCCAGGAAGCGUUCGGUGUGGACGAGACGAGACAUGCCGUGCUGGAGCAACGGGUCGACACCAUGCUCGCCCAGGACAUCUACCUGCGCGUGGAGAUUAUGGAGGCAAAGCUAAACAGCCCACCGGAAGGACCAGAACAGCUACUCCCGAACGCGUUCGUGAUCGUCUAUCUGCAGGAAAAGCCGCGCGAAACACAUCGUACCGCAACGAUACCGAGCACGGUGAAUCCCGCGUGGAAUCAACAGUUUCCGGUAGCUGUCAAGCAGGACACGAAGGAAACACUUAUCAUCGAAGUGUUCAACAACUCGAACAAUCCGAACAAAUUCCUGCGAGCGCUACGCAUCGCAAGGAAGUAUCUGCUGUCCCUGUUUAAUCCGGUCGCUUCUCAUGCGAAAAUGAUAGGCCGAGCGAGCAUUCCGUUGGAGUCCAUCACCUCGACCGGGUUGGUAUCGUGGUACAAUCUGUCGAAGAAGAAAAAGCCUGACCCGCAAGGCACCAUUAAGGUGAAAUUCUUCUUCACUUCCAAGCUGGAAAAGGCUACCGCGAAGCACGAGUACGAGCAGAUGCUACGCUGCAUCCUGGAGUAUGAGCUGCGCAGCUCGAGUGUGGCCCGUUACUGGUGGGCCGGCAAGCUAACGAGCGAAGGUGAAGCCAUUCUGCAACAGUACACCAAAUGUGCCAAUCUGACUGCCCUCGAGCAGACACUUAUCGCUUGGUUUGUGUACACGCAAGUGCACUUGACGUAUCCACUAUCGAUCAGCUUGCUCGAGAGCGUGCUGGACAAGCUGUGCGUUGGGUACGAUGUGGCCCUCACGUCGGACGAGGAACGGGAACGCUUUUGGGAAGGUGCGAGGCGUAUCUUACCGUCCUGUCUGUCGAUUAUCGUGAAGAUGCGUAAACGGUUGGCUGGGGAUAAGGAUAUCGUUAAGACGGUCAGCUCGGUGCUGCAGCUGCUGGCGAAGGCUGAUCAGCUGGCAGCGCGGAAAGGAGCUAAUCUGUUUUCUGAGCCUACCGUACGCACCCUGAAGCAGAUGGCACUGGACUGUACGAAACAUUCCACCAUGAAGGAGGCAACAGUGUUGGCCGUUCAGCUCGGGGCAAGAACCUGGUUCGAGACGUCCCUUUCGGCCGCCAUCGAGGGCAGCCAGACGAACGAAGACAAGCUGCGGUCGUUGAUCAAGUUCGUGCAGCUCCUGCAGUCCGAUCUGCUGCGUGCCAAGACGUACUACGAUGGAGUCUUUAAGAGCGUAAUGGAGAUUGAUUAUAGUCGGGAGAUCUGCAUCCAACACGAGGCACGCAUCGUUUCCCAUCUCCGACCGAUCGUACAGACGAUCUGCAACGGGUUCAAGAAGAUCACCCUCCGGAUGGAGCAGCUGGAGCGUCGGGCCGAGAUGGAAAGCCUCGACAUGAGUUCCACACUGUUCGAGCUGUACCUGAUUCUGAAGCUGUUCCUGCAGCAAACCGACACGGUCGUACAGUGUGCCCACAAUCCGUACAUUGUCGAGUUUCACCAGUGGUUCCGGGGUGGGAUCGUGUACUAUCUGGAUGUGUUUGCGAUAAAGACGAUUUCGCGUGUAGUGACCGUGCUCGAGGAGGAUGAUCUUCGCACCGUUGGAACAGCCGACCGUCCAAAGUACUCUUCCUCCACGGGUGAGAUACUGGAGAUCAUUUCGCAGAUCAAGAUCUUCUGGGAUCAGCUGGCGUGGCCGGAUAAGGAUGAGAUGAAGAAGUUCCUGAAGCGAAGCAUUGGUGAUAUCUGUAGCUGUUGCAUUUUCUACGCCGAUCGUCUCCUUUCUAAGGUGAAAACAUUGGAAGGAUCUCCUACCAGCACCGCGGGAGGAUUAAACUCGGCCCAGCUAGCAACACUAGAACGAUCGCUAAUGGUACUCUCGAACGUGAGCAUUCUUAUCAAGAGUCUAGCACGAUUACCCCAAGAACUGGGAUACAGUCAAACGCGAACCGGUGCCGGAGGCGGUACAGACCCUUCGGAUAAACCUCGGAAAACUUCGCUCGAACAACUGAUGGCUGACGAGAUGUUACCGAUCGACGGUCUGUCAAGCUGGCGACAGAAGUGCGUUCGCUACAUUGCCGAUCACGUGACUCAGACAACCCGAAGCCUGGUUGUUGCCUGCGGUGAGGUGUCCAUGAACGGUGGAAGUCCCACGGGGACGGGGACCACAAUUGGCGGUGGAUUCUUUUCCACCAAACAACAACCAUCGCCGGUGGAAAACGUCGAACGAUUACGGCACUGGAUCGUCCAGUCGGCAACCCUGCUCAAGGAAGGACUAACCGAAGCUGAUCUACACGCGGUGGAGCAGGAUCUUUGGACGUCGCUCGAGACAACGAUGGAUGAGAUCAUCAAAAAGCUUCUAGAGAAAAAAGACUCGCUGGCAACGUUCCAGCGGUUGCGGAACUGUUACGAGCAGCUCACUCAACACUACUUCCGCACGCUCGCCGAGACGAUCGCUUGCUCCACGAUCGGCGAACGGUUGGAAACGUUUAGCUGCACCACCAGCGAGCUCAUCCACCGGUACUAUCUGGAGCGUGUGCGGCAGCAGGAACAGCUGGAAGAGCCCGAAAACGGGCAACUCACCGUACGCUGCUGGUUUCAACCGGACGGGCUACAGAUUAAGGUGCUGCGGGCCGACCAGUUACGGUUGCCGAAGGACUACAAACACUCGUGCGACAGUUACGUGAAGAUAAACGUACUGCCACCGGAUCAGUUCGGACCACCACCGCUGCCGGAACUGAAGACAAAAACUAAGUCGAAAAACUUUUCCCCCAACUACAACGAGUCGUUCACGCUAAAAAUUAACCCAGUCCAACAUUCCCUGAAGGACGCACUGCUCAUGCUGAACGUGAAGGUGUCCGAGCUGCUUGGACUCAGCCAGAAGCAUAUCGGCGAAUGUUUCCUACGUCUCGAUGCCAUUCCGGUGGUGCGCGAUGCGAGCGAAGCGCACGAGAUCGCGCCCAUCACCAUUCCACUCAGCCUGCCAUUCACCAUCGCCUCCUACUCCGUAACGGCACUCGAAAAUCGGAACCAUGACAAAAUGGCGGCACAGUUUCUGAAGAAGCUUAAGCAAAAGAUGGGCAUCGCACCGUACACGAUGAGUACGCUCAGUCUGUGAGCGCUGCCUGCUGCUGGUGAUAGUUGAAGCUAGAGCUAGCUUUACGCUCUACUAGGACAACACACUUUGUGACUAGUUAGCUAGGUGAUACAGUGAUAUCGCAUCAGCCCUUGUUUUUAAAAACCAUAGAAAUAAAAUGCUUUUUAUACAGUAAAUGUCGUGAGGGUGAGAUAAGAGUUUUUUUGUAGCUUACUGUACCAGCUGCCAAUCUACUCAUCAUGCUCAUAUUCUAAUUUUGUAUCAUAAAAAGGAAACUGAAAUACAACUACAGUUUGAAUAAAUCUGAAAAAAAAAA